Polyodon spathula (Mississippi paddlefish) is the source of this 824-nucleotide messenger RNA. RefSeq names its product sperm flagellar 1 (gene spef1). The record is from RefSeq and is a predicted model, not a curated record. Lineage: Eukaryota; Metazoa; Chordata; Actinopteri; Acipenseriformes; Polyodontidae. Gene Ontology annotation, molecular function: microtubule binding. The transcript is spliced from 7 exons. Gene Ontology annotation, cellular component: axoneme. Gene Ontology annotation, biological process: regulation of cytoskeleton organization. The coding region runs from base 86 to 823 and encodes 245 amino acids.
GUGCGUCUUUUUUUGCAGAGCAGUGUUCGUUUCAUGGUGUGAUUUUAGUUUUCUUUUUGUUUGUUAGUUUAUAUUCUUAGCAAUAAUGAAUAGUGAUGAAAAUCAGGAAACGUUACAGGAGCUUUACGCAUGGAUCGACCAAAUUCCUCUCUCCAGACCUAAACGGAAUAUAGCCAGGGAUUUUGGUGAUGGAGUUAUGGCAGCAGAGGUUGUGAAGUACUUUUUUCCAAAACUUGUAGAUCUGCAUAACUAUAUACCAGCAAACUCCACCCAACAAAAACUCAGUAACUGGGGGACAUUGAACAGGAAGGUGUUUUCCAAGUUUAACUUUCAUGUACCGGAAGAAACUGUAAAAAAAAUUAUUUUAAGUACAAACGGAGUUAUUGAAACUGUCCUCUGCACACUAAGAGAUAGGAUUGAAGAGAAACGUGCUGGAAAACCCCUCACUCAUAUACCCCAGGGGCAACUGCAGGAUUUGGGAUAUUACAGUAUCACUGAUCAAAAGCCAUCAGAAGAAUAUGUACAGAUUCCCAUGCAGUCCAAUGAUAAGCAGUCCAAUAUUCAAAUGCAGAAGCAAGAGGAAUGGAAAUGUACACAGAGAGACAGACUAGGACACAAGGUUAACCAGUAUGGCCACUUGGAUCCUUCAGUACGUCUACUAAUGGAGGAAAAAGAACAGGCCUUGUUAUCGCUACAGGAGACUGUGGAGAUUUUGCAAAUGAAAGUGCACCGACUGGAGCAUCUGGUACAGCUGAAAGACCUGCGCAUUGAAGAUUUAACAAAACACUUGGAAAAAUAUAAAUCAAGACCUUAUAUCAAAUGAA